Molecule: messenger RNA, 690 nt
Organism: Aspergillus fischeri NRRL 181
Lineage: Eukaryota; Fungi; Ascomycota; Eurotiomycetes; Eurotiales; Aspergillaceae
Product: O-methyltransferase
Exons: 2
Coding region: 1-690 (229 amino acids)
Molecular function (GO): O-methyltransferase activity
Source: RefSeq, a predicted model, not a curated record
AUGUCCAACCCCCUCCAAUCCCACCCUCCUCACAUCCUCUCCCUCCUAAACCGCCUUCACGCAGAAUCAACCACCCAGGAAUCCUCCAUCCCGCGAACAACCUACACCACCCCGUCCACAGACACCUUCCACACCCUCAUGCGCGAUAAAUUCAUCGCCCUCGAGCAAGACAAGUGCCACUUCAUCUACCAGCUCGCCCGCACCCUCAACGCAACCUCCAUCGUCGAAGCAGGCACCUCCUACGGCGUGAGUACCAUCUACCUCGCUCUUGCUGUGGCGGAUAACCUUGCCUCCGCCUCUGGCCCCAGUAAAGGGACUGUUAUCGCGACGGAAUACGAGCCCGCCAAGGCAGAGCAGGCGCGCAAGCAUUGGGCCGAGUGUGGAGAGGCAGUCAGUAGCGUGAUCGAUCUCCGUGAGGGUGACCUGCGGGAGACUCUGAAGACAAACCUCCCUGAUCGGGUUGAUAUGCUUCUGCUUGAUAUCUGGACGCCGAUGGCGCUCCCCACGCUGAAGCUGGUCCAGCCCAAGCUGCGGUAUGGCGCUGUUGUGGUGACGGAUAACACGGUGAGUUCGGCGGAGGGAUACAAAGACCUGCUAGAGUAUCUGCGUGCCCCUGGAAGCGGGUUUAGUACUUUGACGCUGCCGUAUAAGGGGGGUGUGGAGAUGAGUGUCUACCUCCCUCCUCAGUAG